This is a messenger RNA of Cooperia oncophora, 258 nucleotides long. The record is from the annotation of a GenBank genome assembly. Lineage: Eukaryota; Metazoa; Nematoda; Chromadorea; Rhabditida; Trichostrongylidae.
AUGGUCUACACGAGAUUUUAUGCGAUGUUUUCCGUAUUUGUUCAUAGUGCUAGUCUAUGGUUUACGGUCAAUAUGGCAGUAAUGCGGUAUCUAGUACUCUAUAAAGGUAGUCAUGCACAUAGCCGUUUGCCACAUUGCAAUGGCUAUCCAGCUGCUUGUAUAGCGAUCGUCCUCGGAGCAGUGAUCGCACUCAUAGGCAGUCUACCCAAUAUGCUCCGCUAUAGAAUCAAAUUCGUAAAAGAGAUGCCAGUUACCUGA